AGUCGUGAAAGCAAAAGAGAUCGCAAAGUGGUCCACGCAGUAACAAUCGCAAUCGCCAUGACAACGCGCGUUCAUCAAAACAGUUGAACCAAUCAAAUCAACCACCACAAAACAAACAAUCCAUCUUGUUUCGUACUACUUAGUUAGAUCAAGUACUGCGUGUGCGCCCUAUUCUGUUGUUUUAAGUUUUUCGAUUGUGGAGAUUGUUGAAGUUCGCAACACGCUUCAAGCUUCAACGGCUUGAAGCGGCUGUACGGCUGAAAACCCAUCGUGCGGGUGUUCGCUACGUGCGGAUUUCGCGUGCGCGGUGCGCUGCUCUACGCCACCUAAUUGGCGCAGGCGCCGUGACGUACCCGCCUGCGCCCGCCACAGAGCAAGCAACCCAGCACCAGACACACACACGCCGCACCACACAAAACAAGUGCAAGCGCGGGCCGCGAGCGCGCGAGUUAUGGCAAAUUGUUCGCGCUGAGACGAUCGUCAACGCCGCUAGACAGGUGAAAAUCGCCGCGUGGUCACCGGCUACAUCAGCUAGACGCGUUUUCGUUGAGUGUCAAAUGCGGACGUCCGAAAUAUAGAUUGAGAUUAAAAUGUCGUUAUCAGCGGCAGAAGCCGAGGGGCGCACGAUGCAGGCGCCUGGCAUCCAGCAGAUCCUGCAGACAGACUUGACAACACUGUUCCAUCGACAAGGAGUCCACGCGCCGCCGCCGCCACACUCCACUACGAUUCAAAACAACAUCCCGCCGCCGUCGUCCGAGUCAUGGCAGGCAAGCCCUCCGAGACAAAGUGGCAGCCCCACUACCCAGACGACGUUUUCGGACCCGCUGUCUUCAGGCACGGCGACUCCGAGCGGCACCACCAGCACGGCUGUGGCGCUCCCAGGAGCUGCCGCCGGGGCCCUUGCCACUACGGAACCUCCAAUUUUCCAAUGCCCGCGCCGGCCAAAUUUGGGGCGCGAGGGGCGGCCCAUUGUGCUCAAAGCCAACCACUUUCAGAUCACCAUGCCUCGAGGAUACGUACAUCAUUACGAUGUAAACAUUCAACCUGACAAAUGUCCUCGCAAGGUGAAUCGUGAAAUCAUCGAAACUAUGGUCCAUGCAUACACGAAAAUCUUCGGAUCUUUAAAACCCGUCUUUGACGGUCGCAGCAACUUGUACACGCGAGAUCCGCUUCCUAUUGGUAAUGCGCGUGAAGAACUCGAAGUAACGCUUCCUGGUGAAGGCAAGGAUCGCCUGUUUCGAGUCUCUAUCAAAUGGGUAGCCCAAGUAUCACUUUUUGGGCUAGAGGAAGCUCUCGAAGGACGUACGCGUCAAAUCCCUUACGAAGCAAUUCUCGCCUUGGACGUUGUCAUGCGUCAUCUUCCUUCGAUGAGCUAUACGCCCGUUGGCAGGAGUUUCUUUAGCAGCCCCGAGGGCUACUACCAUCCGUUGGGCGGCGGCCGGGAAGUAUGGUUUGGCUUCCAUCAGUCGGUGCGCCCUAGUCAGUGGAAGAUGAUGCUGAAUAUUGACGUUUCUGCGACUGCUUUCUACAAAGCACAGCCCGUUAUUGAGUUCAUGUGCGAGGUGCUCGACAUUAGAGAUAUCAAUGAGCAGCGCAAGCCGUUAACAGAUUCGCAACGUGUUAAAUUCACAAAGGAGAUCAAAGGUCUGAAGAUCGAGAUCACUCAUUGUGGAAGCAUGCGGCGGAAAUACAGGGUGUGCAAUGUAACGCGUCGUCCCGCGCAGAUGCAGUCGUUCCCGCUGCAACUGGACAACGGUCAGACUGUGGAAUGCACAGUGGCAAAGUACUUUUUAGAUAAGUACAAGAUGAAGUUGCGCUAUCCGCAUUUGCCUUGCUUGCAAGUCGGUCAGGAGCACAAACACACUUAUCUCCCGCUUGAGGUAUGCAACAUUGUCGCUGGACAGCGGUGCAUUAAGAAAUUGACUGAUAUGCAGACUUCUACUAUGAUUAAGGCCACUGCAAGGUCGGCUCCGGAUCGCGAGCGUGAAAUUAACAAUCUCGUCCGUCGCGCUGACUUCAACAACGACGCGUACGUACAAGAGUUUGGUCUCACGAUCUCGAACAACAUGAUGGAAGUACGAGGCCGUGUGCUACCGCCGCCAAAACUACAGUAUGGUGGUCGCGUUGCUUCCCUCAGCGGACAGGUGGGCUGGCACAGUAAGCAGCAAGCGUUGCCCAACCAAGGCGUAUGGGACAUGCGUGGAAAGCAGUUCUUCACUGGUGUGGAGAUUCGGGUGUGGGCCAUCGCGUGCUUUGCGCCGCAACGAACUGUGCGUGAAGAUUCGUUGAGAAAUUUCACACAGCAACUGCAGAAGAUAAGCAACGAUGCAGGCAUGCCGAUCAUAGGUCAGCCGUGUUUCUGUAAAUAUGCAACUGGACCAGAUCAAGUUGAACCGAUGUUCCGGUACUUGAAGAACACAUUCCAAGCGCUACAGCUUGUCGUUGUGGUUUUGCCCGGGAAGACACCGGUUUACGCGGAAGUAAAGCGCGUAGGUGACACGGUCCUUGGUAUGGCGACGCAGUGCGUACAGGCGAAGAAUGUUAAUAAAACUUCACCCCAAACCCUCUCAAAUCUCUGUCUCAAAAUAAACGUUAAGUUGGGUGGUAUCAAUUCUAUUUUGGUACCAUCAAUUCGACCCAAGAUAUUUAACGAGCCAGUUAUAUUCCUCGGUGCGGACGUAACACAUCCGCCCGCUGGUGAUAACAAAAAGCCAUCUAUUGCCGCCGUGGUUGGCUCCAUGGAUGCUCAUCCGUCUCGAUAUGCAGCUACUGUUAGAGUACAACAGCACCGACAGGAAAUUAUCCAAGAGUUGACUUCAAUGGUUCGGGAGUUAUUGAUAAUGUUUUACAAAGCUACGGGCGGCUACAAGCCUCAUCGUAUUAUUCUGUAUCGUGACGGUGUGUCAGAAGGACAAUUCUUGCAACUGUUGCAACACGAAUUGGUAGCGAUACGUGAGGCGUGUAUUAAGCUCGAGGCGGAUUAUCAUCCGGGCAUUACGUUCAUUGUGGUGCAGAAGAGGCAUCACACUCGGCUGUUUUGUGCCGAUAAGAAGGAGCAGAGUGGAAAGAGCGGGAACAUACCUGCUGGCACGACAGUCGACGUGGGCAUUACACAUCCUACAGAGUUUGAUUUCUAUUUAUGCAGUCAUCAAGGCAUUCAGGGCACGUCAAGACCAUCACAUUAUCACGUGCUGUGGGAUGAUUCACAUUUAGAUUCGGAUGAGUUGCAGUGUUUGACUUAUCAAUUAUGUCACACUUAUGUUCGCUGCACACGUUCUGUGUCUAUACCAGCGCCUGCAUAUUAUGCCCAUUUGGUAGCUUUCCGUGCGAGAUAUCAUCUUGUUGAGAAGGAACAUGACAGUGGCGAAGGAUCUCAUCAGUCAGGAUCGUCAGAAGACCGUACGCCUGGCGCAAUGGCACGUGCAAUCACCGUGCAUGCAGAUACCAAAAAAGUAAUGUAUUUCGCCUAAAGGGAGGCGAGCGAUUCAAUUCUGGAAUGGACUGUUUUUCGAAAAGAAUAUUCGAAGCGAGCUAAUUCGUGUCCAUUACUCAUAUGAUUUUAUACAUUCGAUAACUGAUUAACUCAAAUACUUACAUGAUACGCGCAACACAAGGCAAAGAGCAUGAAAGAGAAGCAAAAUUUUUAUGAGUAUAAUUUGCCAAAUACAAAUUGCAAUUUUAAACUAAGUAAGCCAACACAUGAUGAGCAUCCGUGGAACGAUAACGAGAUACCGCCAAAUGAAUUUUAAUAUUUAAUAGCAGGCAAUAUGAAUAAUAUAAAUAAGAUGCAAUUAAAUAUUUAUUAUUGCGGAAUGGCGAGAAUAUGCAAACACUACACCACUUGACCAUCAAUUUUAAGUUUUAAUUUACUUGUAUGUAUUAUAGUUUUGAUUUUUUGCACUAGCGCAUAAUUCUGUACAAAGAAUGUUUGAAUGUAGCUGACGAAUUAAAAACUUGCCGACAUAAACAUACACAGCACGAGAGACCAAGCCAGUAUACACAUUGUAAAGAAUCAAAACUAAGAUGGAGCUGCGUUAUUUACAUAAUGGACAUGUAUUCUUUUAAAAGAUCUCGAGGUGUUUUUGGCCAAACUUCAAACGGAGAAAAUUAUAGCUUUAAAUUUCUCAUUAAUAUGAUGAAUUUAUAUAUUGCGCUAACGGGAAUAUUAUUACACUAUUAUAAAUAAUAGAAUCAAGAAUGAAUGCUUUCGGCGAGUAGAAAACGACGUUAUCAUUAUGCAACAUUUCUUGGUGCUUUUCAAUGGUCUUUGAUGUUCAUUUAUUAUUUUCACGGUUCAUGGAUGAUAUCUUGUGAUGAACAUGAUUAAAAGCACGAAACAAAUGAACAAUUAUCGAAUUAUUACUAGUCUUCAGAUGAGACUACAUUCCAAACAAUGAUGAACAAUGCACAAAUCAAUUUCUAGUCGAAGAUUAUUAAAUUAAACGUUAAAAUAAAAUCCGAACAUAAUCAAAUUAUGUACUAACAAAACACAAAAUGCUACUAUCAUUUGUUGAUUGUAAACGGAGGACACAGAAGAUGGAUUUUAUUUUAACACUUAUAAUUGAUUGGCUGGAAAUAGUUGUUAUCUUGAGUUUCAAGCUUAUUUAAUUGCGAACGAAUGAAACUCCACUUACAUUUACGCCUGUUGACGACUAGUGUUAAUGACAACCAUUAUCUAAUAAUUAAUUCUACUUCUUUAUUUUUUAUUUCAAUUCUUAUUUUGUUAUUCAUUUUUAUGCCUUAGAUAUUUGUAGUUAAGAGAAAUUAUAAUGCAAGUAUGUACACACAUAAAAAGCCACUAUUAUUAAUUGUCGCGAGGCAAUACUGGGAGCUUUCUCUGUGUUUCUUAAGCAUCUAGUUGUUUACAUGUUUCGCCCGCGUAUUACUUGCAUCACUAUGCAGCGUUAAGCCUAAGGAAUGAGCCAGUCAACAUUAAUGGCGCUCCAAAAUUACAUUCCGAACAAACAAAUUUAUUUGCAAAGAUCGUUGGUAAUAAGAGAAAAAUUGUACAUAUAUUAUCUGUCAUUACCGAUCCACACACACACUCAAACGUACUUCUUGCAUAUUCUGCAAAGUAAAUGGGCAUGAAUUAUACAGCCAACCUUCACGGACAGAUUUAACACUGCGCGUGCACGCGUGCAUUAGAACAAAACCAUUGAAAUUACCCACCAAUUAAUGGUAAUUUGACAAACAUAUAUUUAUUAUAGUAAGAAGAAAACGAUGCCGGGAUUAUGAUACAUAUUUAAGUAAGUGUAUGUUAUUGAUAAGUAUAAAUAUACAAGUAAGCGACAAAGAAAGGGGAGUAACAAAUGAAGAAGUAACUGGUUUUAAUUAGUGACGUAGGUGAUUGAUGAAGUUUGUUAUUUGGAUAUAAUUUAUCGGCAAGCAGACACUAUUUUCACGUAUUCUCCCACGUUGCAUUUGCAAAGAAUGUUGUUUCAGACAGAAUUUUGAUAUAACUUGGCGUAUGAACUUACUGUGGGUGCAUAGGAAUACUAUUGCAAUGGUUUUUGGGCCAACAUGACAAAACGCGUGUAACUUCAUUAACAUGAACAGUUAAUGAUUAUUCUAACCACUCUUGACCAGUCGCAUGAGAUCUCUCACAAGCAAACAACUUUAUAAUAAGAUACAUUUUUUAUUUAUAAUGCAAAGUUAAAAAUUGAUUGCAAGGCAUUUGUUAAGUUAAUAUUAUUAACAUUGUCACCAAACGUCUGAAGUGCCAUUAUAUUUCGGUCAUGAUAUUCCGGAAGAAUAAAUUUGUUUAGUAUUUACAACAUGGUUAAAUAGAUUUAUGAACAUGUGAAAAGGAGAUAUGUUGUAAAUAGUAAGCAAAUUCAUAAACCCUUGGCUUUAUAAUUAAUUAAUCAAUCAUUAUUAAACUGUGAAUUGGUUGAAAACAUCAUUUGGAGAGAACAUUUCUAUGGUCCAAACGGCAACUUAUCUCAAACUGAAUGGUCGUUUUCACUGAAGUAUAAUUCUAUAGAUCUUAACAGAUAUGGAACGAAUGAAAGCAAAGCUACCCCUCACAAAAUACCCAAAUAACAAUUAUAGAAAAUCCUUCGUUGUUUAAGUAUUUAUUUAAUAAUAUGUUAUUACUAUAGUUUUUAUUAUUUAGCUAAUAUGCGCUACUUGUAUAUCUUUUAAGUGCAACCUGCUGUAGUCAUUUCAAUCAUAUCAUUAUCACCGUUUAGGUGAACAACGUUUCUCGAUUUUGUCGAUGUUCUGAAGCAUAACAAUUUGUCUUAGGGUACAAUUACAUUUCAUUAUGAAGAACAUUUUACAUUAAUUUGCUGCUUUAAUAUAAUUGUAUUGAUUUGUUUAAUUUUAGGAUUUAAACUUAGUUUAACUGUCACAAUAAAUUUUACAAUAAUUUUAAAGUUA
Dalotia coriaria is the source of this 6381-nucleotide messenger RNA. RefSeq names its product protein argonaute-2 (gene AGO1). The record is from RefSeq and is a predicted model, not a curated record. The transcript has 11 exons. Gene Ontology annotation, molecular function: RNA endonuclease activity; single-stranded RNA binding; miRNA binding. NCBI's taxonomy places the organism in Eukaryota, Metazoa, Arthropoda, Insecta, Coleoptera, Staphylinidae. Gene Ontology annotation, biological process: regulatory ncRNA-mediated post-transcriptional gene silencing. The coding region runs from base 591 to 3470 and encodes 959 amino acids.